GUGGCUGUUGUCCCGUGUCUCACCAGGUUGAGCGUUUCUGCUCUGAUAGGAAGACCCCACCUCUCUCUCUCUCUCUCUCUCUCUCGCUCUCUCUCUCUCUCUCGCUCGUGUUUACUAUAGGUGAGGUAGCCCUGUAUAUAAAUUCCUGAGUGUGCGCAGAUCGCAUCCUCAAGAGGCAGAGGAGUGCGUAAAAGGAGGAGGAGGAGGAGGAGGCUGCGUAGAGAGCUGGGAAAACAAGCGGAGCGAACGGAAAGAGCUGUCGCUGCUGUGUUUACUGCGCGCAGGUGGAAAAAAAACGCAGACUUCCAGGGUUGAGGAGGAAGCUCACUGGAUGCAGGGAGGAGGAAGAGAAGCGUGGAUGCUACAGGGAGAUUUAUAUUUAGGUGUCUUUCAUUGAAUCCUAUCCUGAGCCGUAACGUGGAAUACGCUUUUGCAGCAGGGAUGAUGGAGCUCAGCUGUCGGAAUUAAGGUAGGACAUGUUUUAUUGGCACCGUUGAGCCAUUUUCAGCAGCACGAUGAAGGCAAUCGCGUUGCUAGUUUUACCCCCAAAUCACGCCUGGUUAUUCACAUAGACUAUAGGCUACAAUAGGAGGUUAUAUCUCGAACUUGAGGUGCAUCUGAGGAGCGAUGAUGCGCGCAAGAAACCGCUCCGAUGCAUCCACAAUGCACCGGCCUGCAUCCGAGCGUAUAGACUCCUCCUCCUCCUCCUCUUCCUCUUCUUCUUCCUGCUGCUGCUGCUUCUUCUCGCAGCUGAUACCCAGGAAUAAGAGCCAGAGCAGGGCUAUUAGCAGACAGGGAGCAGUGGGAUGUGAAUGAUUUGUGAUUAUUCCAGGUUUCAGACACCAGAUGUGUCUCAGUGGUUGGGUUUCUCUCUGUGCAGAAAAUUAUAAUGAGAAUGUUUUUUUCCACACUUCGAGUUUUACAAGGUGGUGGUUUGGUUAAUGAAUCCUCCAGUCUGUGUCUGUCUUAUUUCAGAGCAUUCAUGUGAUUCUUCCUCUUCCUGUGUUAUAAAUUAUAUAUGUCAAAUACUGUUUCAGAUUGCGGGAUCUUGAUGCAGUCGGCUGAUCAGACAUCAGAUGUUUUGCAUAUUUAUUUCCAAACCUCAAGUAGAUAUAUUUAUGUUCAGAAACUGUCAGGAGAGCCCAGGCGCCUGAAUUGCCUAUCUCAAUGACAAGGAGAUGACCUGUUAAGAAAAUCUGUGUUUGUUUUGUCACAGUCACCGUACAACACGAGAACAUGACAGUCCUGUUCGAGGUUUUGGUUUAUAUCAUUAUCUCGCACAGCAGGUAAAGCACAUUACUUGUUCCUGUCAAGGAAAACCGAGGGAGAGUGGGACACUUGAAAAAGCUCAGACAAGAAAUAAUGCAUUUUCGCUCUCCGCCGAGCGUGUACAGGCUGUUGUCCUUGGAGAAAUGACAAGCUUUGAAGAGGCCCCGUAGAUUCUCUCUCUCUUUUUUAUUCCACAUCCAUCAUUUCAUCUCGACCACUUUAACAUAACCGUGAUGCUUCCAGUGCGGGAUGUAAAUAACCAGCUGUGGCACCGCUCUCUCCACACAACACUGGUUUUCUAAUUCAUUAACAUGCGGCAGUUCCUACAUAGGGGUUGUCAGGUCUAAGAGAGAGGAGGGGGUCUAAUAUCAUUUUCCUCAAACUUCAUUCAAGGUAGUGUCUUUAUCGGCUUAGAUUUAUGGUCCAGACAGGCUGCUCUGCUCUGCUCCUCUGUCCUGCUCUAUCCACACGUCCUCAAAUCAUGUUUCAUUGUAGUAUUGAUUUGAUAUCCUCAGAGAUCAGACACAGUGACUCAUCCAGAUCCCUAGAAACGACUGUACUCUCGUCUGUCCCUUUAAUAACAAAAGUACAUUCAACAAAAAAAGCUUCACUGUGAUUUGGAGUAAUUCUAGAAAUUUCUCAGAUUGCCCUCACUGAGAGACUGGCACAGUAUUAGCUGGCUCCAAAGGGUCAUAGUAAGGAGUAAAAAUAUGUUUAUUGAUCACAGCUCAAGGGCUUUUUCUCUUCUGCUUACUUUUGUAGGUCAUUCAAUACUGCCUGCUCCUCGCUCGUAUAUGAUAACUCAGGCCUAACUUACAAUCCGUGGGAAGUUAAACUGCUCUUUAGGGUAAUCUGCCUCUCUUGCUCUCAGAGUUUAAAAGAAGACUUGACCUUUGAAUUGAUCAGCUGAUCGUGGCAGAUUGCUCUCCACCAGUAAAUCUCAUCCCACUCAAGGUUUUGGUCUGGUUAAAGAAGUUUUGUCUUGGACGGAUUAACUUUGGCUGCCAUGGACAGUAUCAAGAAGACUUGCCGUUUGAGAUUGAUUGUAUUUUCUCCCCUUUCUUAGUUCUCCUGAUCUUCUGGUGACCACGAGCCCCCAUGGCGCUUAUUCACGAACCCCGUGCCCCCUCUCCGUCUCUCUCCGGUUUCAACACACCCCUCUCCGACCCUCCAUCCUUCCGCACCCUCGAUGCCGUCACACCCUGCACCCCUGAAAUGGACCUGACCCCGACUCAGUGCGUUCUCCGCAACGUACUCUCCAUAGACACCGGAGGGGCUGUGGAGCCCGGCGGCGAUGGAGGAGGAGGGGGAGGAGGAGGAGGAGUAGAGGGGCAGAUUCCUGGACACAACCAGACGCCAGGCGAGGAACAACAGGAGCACUUCGCCAACAGUGUGCUGAAGCUCCAUGAGCAUGAUGGGAGCCCAGGACGGACGGAGGGAGAGGGGCAGGAGCUGGACAGCAGUGCGGUCAGGAGCCAGGCGGAUGACGCCAGGUUACAGUGCCAGUCUACGGGAGGGGGAGGAGGGUUUCUGGAGGGCCUGUUUGGGUGUCUGCGGCCUGUCUGGACUAUGAUCGGGAAAGCUUACUCAACGGAGCACAAACACGACCUAGACGGUGAGUGUAGUAGUGAAAUUGAUACACAAAGACACAUCACCCCUCUAUGAAUCGAUUCCUUAUUUAUGAUACUCUAAAGGGUUCGUUUUUAUAUCCUAUUUCUGAGUGAGUUUACACUUGAUAAAUAAAGAGAUACAUUAAGAGAGAAAGGAGGUAUGAGGACAAGUAAAUUUAAAUCUAACUGUUACUGUCUUCACUCACCAAGCACAAGUAAAAUCAUUCGCGCGAAUGAAUUACAUGUUUAGUCAAUGCAAAGACGCGAUUAGUCGCUCCUACGACUCUGGCGGCGCAAAUUGGGCGAAUCUCAACUUGAGCAGAUAUUUGCGUCGCAAUAACUACUCAGCACGAAGGUUGCCAGGUGACAUGAAAACAGAUGGUUGUUCACUGGUAUCUAAAAUGGAGGACAAACUGAUCGUGUCGGUGUGCGGGUGCCCUGAUAUUAUAAGAUACCGUUUCUUUCAAUUACCGAAUCUGGAAUAAAAAGAAGUUCACCUGGAGACAAGUGAGUGAGGAGGUCGGAUUACCUGGUAAAUUGUAAAAAACUUUGUCUAGUUUUUGAACCCGCCGGUUGAAUUGGCAGGGAUUACCAAUGAAAUUACAGUUGAUGCGUAAAUGAAGUGAGUAAAUACUACUAUUCAUUAACGUGUCUAGAUUCGCGCGAAUUAAGCGAGUAGAUGAUAGUAUACCACACUAAAAUACUACAUCUACAGCUAGAAUAUUUAUCUAUAUGAUAUAUUUGUCUACCACUUGAUCCUGCUGCUUGAAUUGACAGAGAUUCCUGAUGAAAUCACAGUUGAUGCGCAAAUGAAGUGAGUAAAUACUAUUCAUUCACACGUCUGAACUCGCACGAAUUAAGCGAGUAGAUGAUUUUAGUGUGAGCACCCCAUUAGUAUACCACACUAAAAUACUACAUCUACAGCUAGAAUAUUUAUCUCUAUAAUAUAUUUGUGUACCACUUGAUCCUGCUGCUUGAAUUGACAGAGAUUCCUGAUGAAAUUACAGUUGAUGCGCAGAUGAAGUGAGUAAAUACUAUUCAUUCACACGUCUAAACUCGCGCAAAUUAAGCGAGUAGAUGAUUUUACUCGCGCUUGGUGUGAGCGCCCCAUUAGUAUACCACACUAAAAUACUACAUCUACAGCUAGAAUAUUUAACACCAACUGGAAAAAUUUGACAGCACAUGAAUCAUCAGAUUAAUAACCUACAAAUAAAUGAGGAAAAGGUCAACAAGGGUCAAGAAUGAGAGCCUUAAAGUCCAGUCAGUAUUAAAUCAGAAAUCUUGGGCUUAAGAGGACGGUGUGUACGGUAAGAAUUGAGUGUAAUUAAUUGAUCCUGUCUCCCAUUUUCAUUAUACUAUAUUAUACAGCUGGUAACAAAAAAUGACUCCAACAAAAGCCAUUUUGUUAACAAACGCUUCCCUUGGCAUGAAGGAGCAGCAGCCAUACAUAGAGACUCUAUCAAAGCUGCAAGGGGCUUAUUCUCCCCCUGAUGUCCCCCCCGCCUCACUUGCCUCCCUCUUCCACCAGCCCCCCUCAUGAACCUACCUCCCUGUGACGCUGUGUUGUUUAUGUCUGCAGCCACUACAAUAGCGCAGAGCUCCCUCGGGACUCCUCUGCCAAAUCUGCCUCAUGAAUUAUGCAUGGCCACGCUCUGACCCCGUGCCUCUCAUCUCUAUUAACGCAAACCUGACACACGCACACAUCCGCGCACACACAUGUAUAAGCGAGCGGGGAUGCCUGCUCGCACACAUAAACACGUCAACAAAUAGGAGCAGUUGAUAUCAAGCGCUGACAAGAAGACAUAAAGUCAGAUAAGGUGCCAAAAAUAAACUUGACGGUAUAAAUACAGCGCCGUACAUCAGAUUUGAAGGUGGCAGAUUUAUACGUCUCCUUGUCUUUAUAGCCUUCUGAAAUUUUAUCACCAAUUUGACUUCCACCGCUCCCCUCCUCCUUCCUUCCUUCCCUCCUUCCUACCAUAUCUCAUUGUCCCCUUUUUUUCCUUUUCAUCCCGUGCCCUUAUCUCUCCCAUCCCAUCUGCACCUUGCUGCUCGCCUCCUCUGUGUGGUAUGACACACACUGACAAGAGCAAAAUGGAUAUUAUAAAAAGUGAAAUAAAUAGGGGUAUUGCAGCUGAAUGCCUGUCUCCUUUAUCAAAAUGCUCUAUUCUUAAGCUUUGAUUUGAUGGCACAAUGCAGCACAAUAGAGAGCAGGGAAAAUGUCCAUCUUUUAUUGAUUGUGAAAGACAGCGGGGUGCCUGGUGAAGCUCUCAAUUUCCUCAUAUUUUCAGAUCAAACAAAAGCAGACCUGGCAGUAAUCUUAUGUGUCAGAUGCGCCCGUAUGUCUGUACUGUGGGACAUAGAAGCGCCUCAUUAGAGACUGAAUCCUCAAUUUAUCAUGGGGGAACAUUAGUCCUACAUUUUAUCCUUAUUAAUAUGAUAAAUGUGUCUGAAUCUACGAUGUAUUUAAAUUAAGAACAGCAGCAGAGCAGGCUGUAAAUUUUCUCUAUAUUAACAAUCUGUCUUUGGCCUCAUGGACCCCUGCUGACCCACUGGGAAUCCGCUUCUUUUUUUUUUACAUAAACACAGCCACAACCACGACUAGUACCACUGCACCUCCUUAUUCAGCAUCCAUCCAUAUUAGGCUCUCAAAUCCCUUCCUUCUGCCAGCCCUCUCCUGUGCGUUGAGCCCCUGUUUCGCGUCAGCCCCACAAUGGCACUAAGCAGGAUUUAGGAGGCUGAGGGAGAAUUACUCACUGGAGAUUAGAGCUCCCUGUCUGUCUGCCUGCACAGCCUGAGUCGUAGGUUAGGGUGAGGUUCAACCACUGAACAAGAUAUCGGCCUCGGCUCUGUGCUAACUGGAAGAGCCAGGGCUUACUGUUAAAUAUGUGGCCAACUUUUGCCAAACAGCUAAGCCUCUGCAGUGCUGUGUCUGGUAUUGGUUUCAUUUUCAGAUUUUAGUGUAUAACAUAUCUUUAUAAUCAGCCUUGAUUUACUAGUAUUAGCUUUGGACAUAGUUACAAUUGUCGGCCAGGCUUCAGCAACACUUGAAAUCAACUUGAUUUUAUCAAUGAAGGUGGUAUAAAGGUAUAGCUAGGGCUGGGCGAUAUGGCCUCAAAUCAAUGUAACGAUAUAUUGAGCAGUUCACCUCAAUAAUGAUAAAUAGACGAUAACUAUUCCACAAGCUGCUCACCCCCUCCCACAUUAACUCUGUCUACUUAAGCCGCUACAACUUUUGAACCGUCCUCCAUCUCCUCACCUGUCUUUCCCUCUUUGUUAUGGACUGGAUGGGGUGGAGUCACGUCUCUGAUGUAGGACAGCGACUUAAAGGGACAUGAGACCAUAGCCUACCUACACACAUCCAAAUCCAACUUUGAUUUAUUUAUUUUUUUGAUACCAAAUAUAUCGAUAUGGGCAAAAUGUCGUUGGUUAUUGUUGUAAAUUUCGGUAUCUGUAAAUUUUCUGUGUAUCUCCCAGCCCUAGGUGUAGCUAAACAUUUUGAGCCAAAAGAUUCAUUAAAUUCCAGCAGGGAGGUAGAUGAUAAAGUCUACAGUAUGCUUAUGUCUGUUUGGUGUCUAUGAAGAUACUGUUAGCAGCAAAUUAGCCUAGCCUAUAAUACAUGAAGCGGAUUGUCUAGCUAGGCUAUAUCCAACACUGGCCUAUAACCACCCCCAAAAGUAAUUCACAGGUUAUUGUAAAAGUUUUGUACACAUUGAAACAUAAAAUAUACAAAAAUAGAGAAAUGUUAUAACCUGUUAUUUAGAUAAAAAAGAUAGCUAGGCUAGCCUCCUUCAUGUUUCCAGUGUCAAUGCUAAACCAAGAUUACGAGCUAACUAGCUGAUUAGCUGCAGGCUUACUAUUGUUGAUACCAUUCAGGUGUGGUAUCAACCUUUUUUUUACGAAAAUCUCUAAUAGUUAUUAGUUUCAAAGUGUGGAGAGAGUUAUGCCAAAGUAUCUUUCUACAGUUACUGGGAAGGGGUGAAGCAGAACCAAUCAUAACAAACAGUUAACUAGAUGAGAUUAAAUGAAGACUGAAAUAAAACAGAAAAUUUAAAACAUAUUUUGAUUAUUGAUCAAACAUGUGACUGUAAGUAUUCAGUAUGUAGUGUUUAUUUAACCAACAUCAGCAGCAAACCCUAAUCACUCAGAUUUGUCCACAUGCCGUGAGACGAUUACUUCACUUGUAGUUUUAAAUGUUUGAGUGUUUUCUAACAAACCAUCUCUCCACAAAGUUAAUUUUUACUCAAAAGUAUGCCACUGUUCUCUUUGCGUGGGUGGUUGAUUUGGGAGGACAGCUAUUUGAAAGUGGCGUCACCAGCGCCGUCUCUUGGUACACUGCUCAGGGAAGCAGAUGAUUGCAAUGAAGAAUGAAUGGAAGCAAAUUUGCAUGAGCAGCUGUUUAAAGUGCCUUAGAAAGGCUGUCAGAUUCAUCAGUUUCAGCUCAGUUAUCUCAUCUAAGCAGGUGAGAAGUAGCUCUAAUCUUCAGCGGUCAAUAUGACGGGGAAAUGUCUACAGCGAUACACUCACCUGCUUUGCCUUUCCCUUUCCCAAAUCUCAGAGGCGUGGGAGGUCCCCUUUGAGGAGAUUUCUGACCUGCAGUGGGUGGGCAGUGGAGCUCAGGGUGCUGUCUUUCUGGGUAAACUCCACGGACAGGAGGUGGCUGUAAAGAAAGUACGAAACAUCAAAGAGACGGAUAUCAAACACCUGCGCAAGCUGAAACAUCCCAACAUCAUCACAUUCAAGUAAGUAGAAAUAAUCGGCUGGUAUUAGAUUUAUGUGUUGCACAGGAAUGGUUUGGUUUUGCCAUCAUUCAAAUUACCCAAUCAGACUUUUAGCUUCUGUUUUAACACAAUCAUCAUACUUCUGCCGUCUCUCAGGGGUAUUUGCACCCAGGCUCCGUGUUACUGCAUCAUCAUGGAGUACUGUGCUCAGGGACAGCUGUAUGAGGUGCUGAGAGCGGGCAGGAAGAUCCAUCCCUCUCUGCUCAUGGACUGGGCCAUGGGUAUCGCCGGUGGGAUGAACUACCUUCACCUCCACAAGAUCAUCCACAGAGACCUCAAGUCACCAAAGUGAGUUUGAUAUUAAAGUUCAAUUUUUCUGUGAAAGUCAACACAUCGUUGGAUAAAUAUAACCUGUUUAAGUGCUGUAUUAAUAUCAUUUCUAAAGCUGGGAAGAGUUGCAAUUGUACAAGUCUAAAUGUUAUGAGUUAUAUUUGUGAGUUUCAAGCUGAAUCUUACUUUAAAUACUUUGAUACCCAUAUUUGGGCUAAAAGUCCCCAGAUUAGUAACCUCUGUUUUACAAAAAUAUAUAUUUUUUGUCCUGAAUUUAGAUGUAAAAAUGUGCAGACUUUUACUCUGAAAAUCCUAAUGCUGCUGCACAGGAGUUCAUCCUUUUUUUGUAGUGUAAAGAUGAUGAGUGUGAAUAACUACACCUCAUUAAAGAGCUGAUUUUCUCACCAUUCAUUGACGCUUGUGUCUUGACUCAUACUUGUAACUGCUAAUUGCGAUGUUUUAUGCUUUAUUCCAGCAUGCUCAUCACCUAUGAUGACGCAGUGAAGAUUUCUGACUUCGGUACAUCCAAAGAGCUCAGUGACAAGAGCACAAAGAUGUCCUUCGCCGGCACGGUGGCCUGGAUGGCUCCUGAAGUCAUACGCAAUGAACCCGUCUCAGAGAAGGUGGAUAUUUGGUAGGUAUAACAAUCCUUUUCCACUCUUCCUCUCUGCAUUGUUGGACCUCUGCAGUCAGUGCUUAUGGUCUGUCUUAUCCGUCAUAACAUCUCAUUAGUUACAGCCUACUACAGUAUAGAGCCCAGGAUCCUAUUUCCAGAAAAUCUAUUCUGUAAUAUGUACAAUAUCUCAUUACAUGAAACUCUAUAGGGCCCCUGCCAUAUCUGAUGGGUUACCCUGUGUUAAACCCCGACCUCCCCCUCCUCAAUACAUCCUCCCCCUGUCUCUCCCUCCAUCACUCUUCCUCUCCACCCUGAAAGGAACGCAGGCUAAUUUAAUAAUUGAUUUGCCAGAUGCUGCAGUGCUCAGGAGAGGCUGGAAUAACCUCUCAGCCCGCGGAUGGUUUGGCCUCCAGCCAGCAGUGCAUUAGCAAAGAAGUGAAAACAGGAUUAAAAAGCUUUUGAUGCAGAAAGAAAAGCAAAAGCCUGGCUUUAUACUUAACAGUUUUGUUUAAAUUUAUGGAAAUGCUGCCGUAGUCCUUAACCACAUGGAGUGACUCAGAGAAGCAGCAGCUAUAGUGAAGUAUAAUCUCAGAUGUUUUCAGUUUUGUUAUACUUUGAACAGGUUAAGACACAUACUGUGGAUUUAAGCUCCUCUGAGGAGUUUCGGGCUGGAUAUGAAGUAGUCAGAAUUUUAUACCAAUGCUUCUGUAAGAGCUGCAAAAGCAAACAAGACCAUCAGAGAGAAGAUUGAAUACUCCUAUACACGUAUCUAAUAGACCUGUCACUGAACGGUGUAGGUGUCAGAUAAGGUGAUUUAAAGAGGCUCCCCAAACAACCUUUUUUUUGUUCCAAUGUCAGGUUUCAUUGCAAACAACAGAGUUUUAUCAAAGAAUGAGAUUUUUAUCAGAAAACACUUUUGACAUACAGACAGAGCAAGAUUAGCAAAGAGAUGAAUCAUGCUGCUUUUUCCACAGAGGGCAUUGAAACCAAUAUGUCCCUAAUGUUACUUACUGAAGCCUAAAUCAGCUGGAGAUAAAAUUUUAUAGAAACUAAGAAGUCAAUUUAAAUAUCAAUUAACUGUAUAUUUGUAUAUUUAUUUUCUAUAGCUAUAGAAACUAUAGCUUCCCAAACAGGACAGCAAAUACACAAAACAAGUGAAAUAAGAAAAAAUUAAAAAAACGUUAAACAAUCUGUGGCUGACAAAAAGUGACAAACCUGUGUACUUAUACAACGUAAUGUGAUCAAUUAGAUUACAUCUGACAAAAAGCCUUCUUUAUACAAUUUUACUUGUUUAUUUAUUUUUAUUUUCUUUUAUAACAUACUGGAAAGUUAAAAGGUGUAUGCUUAAUUUAGUGAGGUUGCAGUGGGUAGCUUUGUAUUAUUUUAACUAAAAAAGCUAUCUAAAUCAGCUAAAUAUUAGCUUUUUAUCUUAUUUUGAUGCUCUAGUCUGAUAAAAAUGAUUGACCACAGGGGUGAGGUUGCAAACACUUACGAGUAUUUAAAAAUUCUUCAAAUUGAACCAGUAUGACAAAGAUGUAGCAACGUUUUAACCUUCUGAAGGAGUCCAUAAAGCACUAAACAAUGUCACGUUUAUGAUGGCAGAGAUUAGGCAGAUUUACUAGCGCACAUAAAUAGGAGGCUGUUGUGAGUAUGUUCUCUAGUUUUAGUUUUAAGUUACAUUUUAUUUUGUGAAACGAUACUAACACAUCAGAAAUAUAUCUUUUCACAAUUAGCAAAUAUAUUGUUUCAAAGCCAGCAUCAUUAUCAUUUUAAUUUCUCUUUUAGUAAAUAAAAAAGUAUGGAGAUAAUAACCAGACAGGAAAAGUCACGUCAAAAUCACAUGUAAUGAAACAAAAGCGGCGUAACCCAAAGUGAAAUAAAGAGGAAAUCAUUCAGCCUGACAAGUAAACUCAAGUUUUGUCUUCUGUAUCAUAAAUCAUAAGCAGAAUCUAAAAAUACUCAUGUGAACAUAACAAGGUUUUACCCCCACUCAACCCUGCCUGUGAUGCUACUGGCACCCUUGGAUAUGGAAUAUGGUCACCAUGGCAACUAACGAGUCACCAGCAACAUAUCAUCCAUAGUUACGCUCCCAUGGGGGCUCCAGUAUACCUUUCAUAAUAAACAGAGCAAGAGCUGAAGGCAUGAAUGGAACAAUAAAAACAACAAGGAAAUGAAACAAGAAACAAAAGAGGGAAAUAAUCAUAUAAUCGUAAUAAUAUUCGAACUAACUAACUGUAUUUUUUGUGGCUCGUGGUAACUAAAGCUCCUGUGAGGAGUUUUUGGCUGGUUAGGAAACUUCUACAUUGUAAUUUCUGAUACAGUGGAAAGGGACUAACAGCAUGCAGAUAGAAAGCUUUUUUUUAAUUUUACUCUCUUUACUGAAAAUAUUUAAAAUAAGUCAUGUGAUUUACUGUUUUAAAAGAGGUGAAAUGAAAACACAGCAUAUUUGUAGGAUGAGAUAUAAGAUAUUCUUCUUUAUGCACUGAACUCCCAAAGUUAUCAGAAAUAAAACAGUUUUAGCUAAUUUUUAUUGAUACCUUUAAUUAUUAUGUCCCCAAACUUGUUUAGAUUCAAGUAUUUUGUGUCCUCUGUCAAAUAUCAAUACAAACAACUGAUUGAGAUUGAGAUGUAAUACUGGGAUUGAUUUUUUUACUGAAUCGUUAAAUUAAAAAUAGUAACCUGAAUCCAAAGCAAAAUCAUCCUCUAAGUGAAAAGUGACAUUUUCAAACCAAUUUUUCUUUCCUUUAAUUUGACAUCUUCUUCAAAGUGUCACAAAGUAAAGAUGCGACUUCUCCUCUUCAGGUCGUUUGGCGUGGUGCUGUGGGAGAUGCUGACAGGUGAAGUACCAUACAAAGACGUGGACUCCUCCGCUAUUAUCUGGGGAGUGGGAAACAACAGUCUGCAGCUGCCUGUACCUGACAGCUGCCCAGACAGCUUCAAACUGCUCCUCAGGCAAUGCUGGUGAGUUGACUUGAGGGUAGAUGAAGACAGAGGAGGAGGGAGGGAGGGAGGGAGGAUAUGGAAAAAAAGAAAAGUUGAAGCAUCAGCACAAAGAGAGUGUAAUGAAGUUGAAAGCUUUAAUUAAGCCGAGAGAGUAAAAGUUGUCUACAGGAGGAAAAGAGGAGAGUAAUUAUGAGAGGAAAGGUCGUUUAAGUCUACGUUCCUUCAGCGCUGAUGAAACAUUUGUUGAAAAUGUUCACAGGAACUGCAAGCCGAGAAACAGGCCUUCGUUUCGACAGAUUCUCCUGCACCUGGACAUCGCCUCAGCGGAUAUUCUGUCCACUCCACAAGAAACCUACUUUCAGUCUCAGGUGAGCCUCAUACCGGGAGUGUUCAGUCAAUCUGAGAAACUUAAUAAAGGAGAAAACUGGACUGACUCAUAGUAACCUUUUUGUUGGUAAUUGUUUUUCGGGUAACACUUUACAAUAACGAUAACUUAGAAAUAGUAAUAGACCAUUUAUAAAUGGUAAGCAGAUAGUUUAUUAAUGUUUAAUCAUCAAUUAUAAAUAGUAUACAGACCAUUAAUAUAUUGUACAUUUUAUCAUUUUAAACAACUAACCCUAACUUUAAAAUAACUAAGUCAAUAAUCUAAGUAAUGUUUACAAAGUGCUACUGACACACAUCUUAGUCUAGAUAUUUUACAACCAAUAUUCAAACCCUAUUUAAACCUUUAAUAAAUAGUCCAUUAAUAACUAUUGAAAAUUAUUAAUCAUGAUUUUUUUGCUUGUUAAAAGUAACUUUUCGCUUAAACAUUAAUAAACUAUCUAUUUGCCAUUUAAAAUUGGUCUAUAUGCUGUUUUUAAAGAAUGAUUAAUCUAUUUACCAUUUAUAAAUCAUGGUUAUUGUAAAGUGUUACUGUUUUUUGACUAACCACGACAAUGUGAGACAGAGUCUGUUUUUAAAUACCGUAUUUUUCGCACUAUAACGCGCACCUGAUUAUAAGGCGCACCAUCGAUGAACGUGUCUAUUCGCACCUAUUUUCAUACAUAAGGUGCACCGGAUUAUAAAGGGCAUUAUUAUAUUGAACUCAUUCAAUAACUCCCUGAGGCUACAGUAGCUGCAGUGCUCCGAUAAGCCAAAAGGAUUUUAAGUGCACCUUAUAGUGCAAAAAAUACAGUAAAUAUAAAAAAAUCAAUCCUUUAAACACUGAGACACGGAGGCCCCUUUUAUUAUGUUUAAAUUCAUUCAAUUUAUAUCAAAUUUGUUUGUUUUAUCAGUGAUAGUUCACACAUUAAAGACGAUAGGACUCAAAUGAAGUGACAAACAGCGGCUCAGUGCAAUUAAGAGUAAGGGGACCAUCAUUUCUCAAGUUAUAAUCACACGCUGUGACAUCAGACGAACCCCAGCUUUCUGUCUCUUAAUAAAAAGCCUCCUGUCAACAGCAGCCGCUAUCUCUGAAACUCAUUUUUCUGUCAGCCAAACACCAUUUGUUUCCAGUCUGCUGAAGAAACCACGGGCAGUGCAGCUGCGGCGGGGCCUCUGGCCUCUCGGGAGCCCGCUAAUAAUACCUGUGCUUUCAAUCACAACAUACUAUUUGUUGGUUCCUCGGGUCUUUGUUCCCUGUCACACAUGAAGGCUAAUUUAUGGUCAGAGGACGAGCCUUUCGCAGCCUCCAUCAUAUCCGAGCCUGAUGGAGAAGGUCGUGUGAUAGAGAUGGAGGAGGGGGAGGCGGGUGUGUGUGUACGUGUGUGUGUCUGUGACAGAGUGGGGGAUGGGUACGCAUGAAGAAUAUCCCGGACAACUGCAGAAUGAACAGAUGAAGGACAGGAGACCUUAAGAAAAAAGUAUAACUGUGUGUAAAAGAGAUGUGUUUACUCAUCCAUACACAACCACAGCACAUUUAUAACUCCAGCAUGUAUAAUCAUGGGACACACUCGUACACACAAACACACAAAAUGAAAUUCAUUUCAUUUCCUCUUCGCCCUCUCCUCCUUUUAUACCGUAUAAUAUAAAACUGAAAACCUCUUUCACUCGUCCCACUUAUCCUUGAUCCUUUAUUCCUCCCUUUUCUCUCUUCCUCCCCCCAGUUUCUCCCCUCUCUUCGUCCCAUAAUGGAUUUUUCUUGUGACGUUCGAAAGAAAUAUUUGCUGCUGCUGCUGGAGUGUAUUGAUUGCUUUAAUGGCAGGGCACAUAGAGCAAAUAGAGAGGAGGAAAAAAGGGGACCGGAGACGUAGGAGAGUGCGCACAGAGUCCAUUAGCUUAAUAAGAAGAGCAUCACUCCUGCACGCGCAGAAAUGCACACGCGUAUGCACACACACAUGGCUGACAUAUGUUGUCUCUGCACAUGCCUGUUUGUGCACACGCUCAUAAAUCUGGACUGUCUUUGUCCUUUGAUAUGACGGGUAUCAGAUAACAGCUGUCAUGCUCCGCUGUGGACAAGAAAAUGCCUACGCUGCUUAUUUUCUCGGCUCAUGUCAUGUCAGUUCAUGUUCAGUUUCUCUCCAUGUGUAUUGAUUAUCAUCUGACAGCUUAAUGGGGUUUUGUUUCAAGAAUGAACCCAAAUCAAAGUCAUUGCAAAAGGGCUGGGCGAUAAAACGAUAAUGAUAUAUAUUGAAAAUUAAUUUCCCUUGAUAUCGAUAUGAAACACAGUCAAUAUGCUUUUCGAUAGUCAGCAUUCUGCCAUGUCUUAGUUGCUUUGGGUCCACUUCGCGCUAAACCCAUCAUGUGCUGAAUUAGAACAAAGUAUGGGCCAUGGCGCCUGUGCAGCCAAAACAACCGACCAUUCAGUCCGCUUUCUCUAGCGCAACGCCUUACGACAAAACGUCAAAGAGACACAAAGACCUCAAAGAUGCAGUAGCUUAUUGUAUUGCUAAAGACAUGCUACCAGUGAGCACUGUUGAAUUCCAUUUUUUAUAUCAUGAUAUAUAUCGAUAUCAACUGAUAUGAGAAAAAAAAAUAUAGUGAUAAUCUUUCCUAUGUCGCCCAGCCCUAAAUUCAGUGUAUUCUACCCGUAAUGUGAUGGUUUUGUUUUUAUUACUGCUCGAAUUAAUUCCAGUCUUACUUAAAUGUCCUGAUAGCGAACUUGUAUUCAAAACCUCAUGACUACCAAUUCCUCUCUGAUGCAUGUGUUUUAUGUGUUUUACCAGGUGGAGUGGAGGGAUGAGGUUCGGCAUCACUUCGAGAAGAUCAAGUCAGAGGGGACGUGUCUCCACAGACUGGACGAGGAGCUGAUCAAAAGACGCAGAGAAGAACUCAGGUGAGCAAACGACACUGUAACACUGACACACAAAAGUACUCGAGUGUGGAAAUAGUUUAAGGAGAUAAGGCUAAGAUUACCGUAGGGAUCCAUGAAAUUAUAGUAGCAGCAGUAGGUUAAUGUUUGUCCCAUUUUCCUCUCCGCACAGACAUGCGUUGGACAUCCGGGAGCACUAUGAGAGGAAACUGGAGAGAGCCAACAACCUCUACAUGGAGCUGAACGCCAUCAUGCUGCAGCUGGAGAUCAAGGAGAAAGAGCUCCUCAAGUAUGAGUCCUUCCACUUAUUUACGAAAUGUUCUCACUACAUUUGGAGUGUCUAAAAAAAAUCUAAUUUUCACAAAUGUCAGAAGUACACUGCAAAUUAUUUGGUUCUUACCAAGACAAAAAAAAACGUAGAUUUAGAAGUGUUAGAUAAUUUCUCUCGUUUUAAGACUUAAAUUCUUAUUUUAGAUGUUUAACUUUUCACUAUAAUCGUAUAUCAAGCAUCUUUCCAACCAGGUUUUACAGGGAUUAGGAUAUUGUAGUUUUCUACAGCGCCACAGUGGUGAAUGUAUGCUUGUUAUUCUUUAUCCACCAACACUGGUCGAGCUUUUGUAAUGAAGAGCAGGGAAAAGUUCAUCAGUAAUGUGAAGUGGACGGUCAUUACCUCCAGUCACAUAGGACCGUCGCAUGUCACAGAGUGCUCUCUUGUGCCGUGCUGAGUACCCGCUGACAUCCAUUAACCGAGUGUCGGUUUUGUGUCUUUAAACAUCAGGAGGGAGCAGUCGCUGGAUAAGAAGUACCCGGGCUGCUUCAAGCACCACAACUCCAGACAGUCCGCCUCCUCCAACUCCAUGGAGAAACUCAUGAAGAAACGCAACGUCCCCCAGAAACUGCCCUCACACAGCAAGAGGUAAGAAAGGAAGGGGUUGUAUAAAUCUUGUGUUAUUAGAUGGCUUUGUUUGACAUCUUUCCUUAUUGUUUAAAAACCCAAUGAAGUGGGUGAUGAAAGGUUAGGGUACGAUAGAGGAUUAGGGCCACAUGAAGAGAAAAAAGAUAAUUACAGGAAAGAGAUUAAAGUCGAAAUUUUGUAUUUGGAUUCUGAAAAGACUGUGCUGAAGAUUAUGAUUAUGAAGAUUAUGAUGCAGAUGCAGGGUUGCCGAUGGUUACAGUCCCCCCUGUGUAAGGGGAGAUAAACUAAAUGUGCAUUUUAAAGUUUUAAGAGUUUUUUUCCUUCCCUUAUUGCCGUCCAUUUUCAUUCCAGGCCAGACCUACUGAAGUCCGAGGUCAUUCUACCCAAACUGGACUCCUCGAUGACCCAGGUCACAAUCCCCAACAAGGGCUCUACCUCUCCUGGUCGCUCACGCCGAGGAAAACCCCGCUACAGGAAGGCGGGUAAAGGCAGCAGUGGGGAUCUGGCUCAGCUAAAGGCCACUCUCUCCUCUUCACUAGCAAUGGUCAACGCCACCACCUCUGUUCCCAGCAGCAAGCAGCACCUUGACCCCAGCGCAGCUCUCAGGGGCUUACAGCAUGACCUGCUGCUCAAGAAGAUGUACUCCUCAAGCCCAGAUCUCAUCUCGACCACCCUGGAGGCUGAAGGGCGAAGGAAGGGGCAGCUCAGGCCGGGGCUGGACAGAGCGGGCAGUCAGAGCGCCUCAGCAGGUCUGGGGGAGAGUAGAAGGACUGAGGGUCCGGAUGAAGGGCCGGAUGUGGGUGCAGGGACUGAUGACCUGGCAGACACACCCCCACGCAGUGACACGCCCAGCGAAGAUGCAGCAUCUAUUCCGUUCUCUAGCAGCCCCGACUCGCCAUGUGGCAGGGGGGCGGCUGCAGGAAGGGCAUCUGUGCUCGGGACAACACGCGUCCCAAAUGAUGGCGAGGAGAAGGAGGAGGGGACAGUGAUCACACGCUCGCCAAGGAGUCAACGCCUCACUCCUGCAGCUCUGCUGUACAGGGCAGCAGUCACACGCAGUCAGGUGAGAGUCAAACAGCUUUGACUGUGGUCCAUUUACACUAUUUAUGUUUGAUUUUAAAGCUCCAAUGAGAAGUUUUUGACAUUUAUGAAACAGACUGAAAUUCAUGUUGUGAGGGAAAGUGAGUGCUGGGAGCAAAAACAGGUGUACUCUAAAAUUUUUUUUUUUCUUUAGUUUAUUGAUGUCCAGCUUUAAUUGACACCAGUACGACACAGAUAGUCUAACCUUAAUCCUAAUCCUAACCAUAUAAUGAAUUAUCAAUUUCUGUCCCUCUUAUAUAGCUGAUUUUGACAGUACAUCUUCAACUGCAAAUUAAAGCUCCUGUGAGGAACUUUUGGUUUGGCGCCCUCUAUGGACAAUGCAGGCUUUACUUGUCCUAUCCUUCACAUGCACAAGUCGUGUCUUCUGACAGUCAAUUUCUUCCUUCUGACUUUUGACCAUCAAAUAUAGCUUUUAAAAAUAUAUAUAUUUUAAAAAAUAUUUCAUAAAUUUCAAAAAAACUCCUCUCAGUAGCUUAAAGUUUCUACAAACUCGAGGUUUUUAGUCAUGCAAGUGAUAAAGUCACAUAAUUAGCAAUACGUGUUGAUGAUUCAUCAUGUCCUGCUAGCCAGUGCAGCAUGAUCUCAUGGAUUCAUCAUGUUAAUUUUGUUCUUAUUACUGAGGUCUCACGCAUGUUGUUCGUUUUACCCGCAGAGACGCGGACUGUCGUCAGAGGAGGAGGAAGGAGAGGUGGACAGUGAAGUGGAGUUACCAAGGAGACGGUGAGGGAACUACAUUAUCCAAAACGCACUGUUUCCAUCCUGCUGUCUGUGUAGUCGUAUAUCCAUCUAUCACACAAAACCAAAACUGCAUCCAAAACUAUAAGGUUAAUGGUUUUUAAAGUGCGCUAUGUACACUGCAAAAAAAGGAGGGGGGUCUAAAAACAAGAUAAAACAGGAAGAUAAUUUCACUUGACAAGAUUUCUUCAAUUAAGAUAGUAAGAUCUAAGAAAAAGCAUCUGGAAGGCUUAAAUAGCCAAAAAUGCUGGUUUUAAAUCUAAGAUUUUUUGUCUCGGUAGGAACCAAAUAGUUUGCAGUGUAUCUUCAUAUAGGCGGUCAUGGGAAAAGUAUGUGCUGUUUUGACACGAACAUUGUCAAAGUUAAGUUUUCUCAAAGUUUACCCUGUAGAAUUUACACUCCAGCCCGUUGGAUUUGCAUGUAGGUCAGUGUCAUCCCCAACCCUUUUCUUCACAUUCACUCUGACUGUUUUCUCACUCAGGCGGACUGUGAGUAUGACCAAGUGCCAGUCCCUGUCCACCUUCAGCUCAGAGAACUUGUCUGUCUCGGACGGUGAGGAAGGAAACACCACCGAUCACUCCCACAGCGGCACACCUGACGUGGUUAGCACCAACACCGACGAGCGUCUAGACGACAAGAGCGACGACCUGCUGUCUCAAGGUUCGGAGAUUCCCGCUGACCCGUCUGACCCGACCCAGCUGGGCUCUGAUGGGCUGUCUGAGAAGGAGGCUAUCCUGCGGCAAGUCAAGACGCAGCUGGCUAGUAACGAUCACAAUUAUGAGGUAAGCUAAAAAUAUCAAGGGAACUUGAUAUAUAUAGAGAUGGGAGUCUGCUUCUUGUCCUGCUGUCAAACUACAGGAAGGGUAAUCUUGUUUUUUCCCCAUGCCAGGGUCUGUAUGAUGACUCCGACUGUGACAGUGCAGAGUUGGACCACUCAGGCAGUGCUGAACCCAACCAACCUCCAACCAACUGGUGAAAAUCUGACACCUCAGCCCUUUCGGUCGACUGCAGAUCAGGUUUUUAAACGCCUCUUUUGCUUUCCCCAAACUCGAUAACCCUUGGAGCCGUGUUUAAGAGCAUUGCACAGAGGCAGUGAAUGAAUCUGCUUCCUUCUUCACUCGCUGGAAUUUUGGUGAGUGUUCUCAAAACCCUGAUACACCUGAGAAAAAAAAAGACAGAAAAUCCCUUUUACUUUUGGGAUAAAUGCAUUACACUGAUAUGAAACUGAAUCUUCGAAUAAGCUGAGUUUUAAAAGCAACUGGCCUGGGAUCAGCUUCAAACUUCUCCUCAGCAACAGAGGCCUCAGUCAGAGGGGCAUCUACCCGACUGUCUCCUGUUAUCUUCUGUGUCAAUUUCUGUUUUAUCUCCAUUACUAGUAUGUGUCAUAUUAAUUCUCAUCAUUUCAUGUGACGAUUAUGAAAUACAAUCAGGGCAUUUAUUAUAUUUUUUUCUUCACUGACAUUGAUUGCACUUAAUUUGUGAAAAGUACUGAUUUCCUCCUGAUCAUCGUGUCAUACUUGAUUUACUAUCAAAGAUUAUGCACUGAUUAAUUUAUAAUUUUUUUACAGUAUCUUCUAAACCUUGUUUACAUUUUUGAUUUGUUUACAUUUUUAUUUAUAUUUGUAACAUGGGUUCUGUUUCCACUUUCUACUCCUGUGUUGAAAUAUCAAUGUAAAUAUGUGAUGUUGUAAAAUGAACAAAUUUUUAAAAAUGUGAGAUUGUAAAAUUUUAAAGGUGCUGAUGUUUCUCAUUAGGUGGCGCUACUCUAUUUGAACCUCAUAAAGCUUAUUGAUGGUAGAAUGUACUGUAGCUGCUGUUCAUGUCUGAGCGUCGAAACACGGAUGAACGAGGAACAACAGGUGAACAAAGAAAGAAGCAAUAUGUCUGCUCUGGUAGAGUAUGUGCUGUCCAUAGACUGUAUAUAGAAUGGAUGCCUUCUGCCUCCUUGCUGGGUGAAAAACAGCUCCCUCUGGUGACGGGCUGCAGUAUAGGUCAUAAAUCCCGCCUCCUCCAGCAAUCCCUAUGGAGCCGUGGACAAACUUUAGAAAUUAAUCACACAGAAUAUAAAUUUUUCUCCCCCUGGUUGCGAUGUUGACAUGUAGUUACUGUUAAGGUCCUUUCACACCAGGACCGUUUUUGUCAUGUGAUUAUUUCGGACGUCAAUAUAUUUUUUUUAACCCGUAUCCUGUCAAUACAAGCGUUCACAUCAGUGACGUUUUACCAUCCUGCAUUAUACAGCAUUUAUUUUUUCGGAUCAUCGUUGAUUUUUCUUAAGUUUCGCAUACUGUGUGUCCACUUCUGACCAAUCAGAUUGCGUAUUGUUGCAACAUCUGAUUCACUGGUAUAUCCAACAUGGCCGACCAGCUGAUUGUUUACAAACAUUACAAAGAUAACAACCUAAAGGACAACUUGCGGAGAGUCAUAGCGUCGCAUCUCUCAUAUGACAAUGGUUUGUGUGCUUUAACAGUUUGCUAAACGUCUUUAACUUUCAUCUGUGCUAACGUAAACCAACGGUUGUUAACAUAGUUUCAUGUGCUUAUCUCAUCGCCUCUGCUUGGCUAUAAGUGCUGACCGUUUGGCUUGGGCGUGUAAUGACGUUUCCAGCUUUUCUAGCCAAUCAGAGGUAAAGGAGGCGGGACUUUCCCCGGGAAAAGUCUUCCCUGGGAUGCGUCUCUUUCCCCCGGAAAGUCGCAAAAUCGCAUCUGGCUUGAUGUGUAUGGUCAGGCGUGUCAAAGUUCGCCUCUGAAUAUUUAGUAAUUUCGCGUUCUAUAUUCGCGUCGCCCUGGUGUGUAAGGACCUUAAGACUGGUUUGUGCUCAAGUCCUCUUUUUUUCUGUACAGCUCCAUUUUUAAAAGUUAUUAGGGGGUUCAUGUUUUCUAUGAUUGACACUUGAUACAGCCUAUGGGCGUAUGAAGAUUGUGGGGCUCAUCCAGGGAUACGCUGUUUGAGCCGAGCAUCAAAUGCGUCAAAUGUGUACAACGCUACUGCGCAGGAAGUGAAGAAAAUUCCGAAAAUACAGAGAGCAAUUCGGCUUCAAAUUCAUAUCUUAGCAGAAGGCGGAAUCAAGUCGUCCAUAGUAUAUACAGUCUACGGUGCUGUCAUGUUACAAGGCAAAGGAAAAACAGUGUGGUUUAUAUGAGGCUGAGUCUUUAAAAUUGAAGUAUUGCAGUGUUUAUUGAAGUGUAAUGCAAUACUUGUCUGCGAGCCCCUUUUCCGAGGAUGGGAGGUUUUCUGAGCAUCAGAACAGCAUGAUUGUUCAUAAGUGUGGUCUUUGUGACUCAGCAAAAUAAGAGUGAAAGGUCCGUCCACUGAGGGGAAAAAGGCAACAAAAGACUGUACAUUUUCUGAGUCAUUUCAAUAUAUAACAGAUCAAUGGCUUCUGGCACGUGAAUGAUGGGGACACAAAACAGCAAACAGCCCUCAGAAUAACAGUGGAUUUGUGGUCACAGGGUCACAGUUCCUAAAGUAGCACGCGCCUUUGAUUACUGUCAUGCCAAGUACUUCAGUUUCAAAGCACUGAUGUGAUUCAGAAGUUGACAGGAGUAGCCUUUAACAUGGGAAUAAGGCUGAAAGUUGAGGACCCUCAUUAUCCGUUUCUCAUAAAGUUAGUGCACACCUACAGACCCGGUACGAGGUCAGCUGAUGUCCCCUUUACCUGAAGGUGGACAGUCUCAUUUUCACUAAUGUGUAAGGGCUCCUUCACAAUUUAGUGUCAUAAAUCAGCUCCUGAUGUAUUUGUGUCCCUUGACAAGCCUUCUAAUGUGCAUGUGAUUCAACUUGACUGUGUUUCUACCCGUUACAUUCAGUUACGACCGGUCAGGUCCCACUCAAUAAGCUAGAAAUGGCAGCUUCUAUUUUUGUUAUCUGGUGUUCAAACUUUCCAUUUGUACGGAGUUUCAAACUGAUUGUCGCCCCAAGGUUUCCAGCUAGAAAUCCUCCCGCAGGUGUUGCCAAAAAGCAAAACUACUGCCCUCUAGUGUCUCGAUUGAGGAGGUACUUGUUGCCCAUGCUGAUCAAAACAACCCUGUACAGACUGAAAUGUUUGCUUUUUGUACUGCAUUAUUGUAACUGUACAAUAAAUAUAUUUAUGAAACAGUUUAAAUAAAAUAAAUCAGUGAAAUCUCA
Molecule: messenger RNA, 21592 nt
Organism: Xyrichtys novacula (pearly razorfish)
Lineage: Eukaryota; Metazoa; Chordata; Actinopteri; Labriformes; Labridae
Source: the annotation of a GenBank genome assembly